CCAAAGCAUGACACCUGCUCAUACAGACGCGCUGCUGAGUUUAGCAAAGCCACAAAGAGUUAGUCUGGUGAACACAGGAGGAUGUGUAGGCAGGCAGAACCGUGAGCUGGUUGAAUGGAUCAACACCUAGACCAAUUGAAGAGAGCACAAUCCAACCUUCUGCCACCUGAAGAAUAUCAGAAGAACUCGCAAUGAAUGUAGUAAGACUGAAGAACCCUCAGCACUCCACUCUCCUCCUGAGGAGAGCCAAUGAGAUGCGCUUGUCUGGUACUCUGUGCGACACAAUAAUUGAGGUCGAAAGUCAUGUAUUUCAAGUCCACAGUUUGGUGUUGGCAUGCACCAGUAAAAAGUUGGAGACCCUUCUGAAAGACAAAGGCCACCGUUGUACCUUGGAUUUCUUAUCAUGGAAGACGUUUCAGCAGAUCCUGGACUAUGCCUACACUGAAGCCUUAGAAGCUCGUGUGGAGGACCUCAAAAGUCUCCUGGAGGCAGCUGAGUGUCUGCAGAUGGAACAGUUGGGUAACCAAUGUCUGUUCCUGUUGACUUCACUGCAGAAGACUGAGCCUCAAUCAAAGGAGAAUGGCUCAUUACACAGAGAGGUUCCUCAAUCAGUUCAAGAUUCAUUCAUCAUGAAUACUACUGCUUCAUUAUCUUCAUCUGAUAAUGGCGACCAAUUGACUGAUGAUGUCACUGAAACCAAGAAAUGUUUAAUGGAGAAUGGAGAGUCCCUACAGACUGAUGGCCAUGCUGACAUGAGCAGUUCCCCAGAGGAGAAAAUGGAACUCCAACAUUGCCAAGAAAAACAAAACAUUCAGUUACCAUCUAGAAGGCCUCUAACUAUUGAUAGGCAAGACAUAGAAGGACAACGGAGCCUGACAUUCACAGACAAGCAGACAACAGCAGCAAGAGGAAGUGUCAUUGCAUCCACCAACCAGCACUCCACACCAUCAAAGAAUGGCUGUGACAGCCCAUGGACUCCUCUAGGAGUGACUUUGAAUGGCAAUGGUCAUGGAACUGUCAGAGUCAAUUCCUCUUUCUCGUUAUCACAUCCAACCUUUCUGAGCUACCACAGACUACCCAAAACCAUUCCCCAUGUAUUCCCGAUCUUUCCACAUCCACCUCUAAGAAAUGAUAUGGGGGGUUACAUGAGUUACCCUUUGCAGCAUGAGCUUUUCUCCAGAUCAUUCUGUAGCAAGCAGAACGUUCAGGAAGUAAUGAUGACGGUUAAGCAAGCUCCCCUGGAAAGGAGAUCAAGCAUGGUGAAUAAUCUCCAGGAAGAACAUGUCAGGAAACAUCCAAACUUCACCAAAAUGUACAGCUGCGAUUUCUGUGGAAAAGAAUUCCAAGACAGCUUCUAUUCACAAAUGUAUAGGCCCAUCAAUACUGGUUGUGAGGGGAGAGUCUGCCCGCCAUGUGGGAUGCGCCUUGCACCAGAUUCAGAAAUGGCUUCUCACACAUCUACAGGAAAUAAAAUACCCCUGAUUUGCCUGCUAUGUGGAAAGCAUUUGGAAAGCCAGCUAGAAAUGAAAGAACAUCUUAUGUUACAUACCCGGAGCUCAGACCUUAAUUCUAAAGACUGCAGAAGAGCCUUAUCUGGUCAUACUGACCAUCGGAGACAUAUACGAACAAAUUCAGGAGAGCACAUGUAUGAGUGUGAAUUCUGCAACCGUUGUUUCCGAGAUGACAGUUCGCUGAAGAACCACAAGCGUUUCCACACUGGAGAGAAGCCAUAUGAGUGUAGCAACUGUGCCAAGAAGUUCAGCUUGAAGCACCAGCUGGACACACACUACCGGGUCCACACUGGGGAGAAGCCGUUUGAGUGUAAAGUAUGCCACCAGCGUUCCCGCGACUACUCUGCCAUGAUCAAGCACCUGCGUACCCAUAAUGGAGCCGCCCCUUACCAGUGCACCAUAUGCCUGGAGUACUGCUCCAGUCUGUCGGCCAUGCAGAAGCACAUCAAGUCCCACAAACCAGAAGACAUUCCCCUAGACUGGAGCAUUGAGAAGACCUAUUUGUAUUUGUGCCACAACUAAGCAGAAGGCUGGCAUCUUCCAGACUCCAAUCCUAGCUACUGUCAGCGGGGUACCAUAUUUGAUUUCUCUUGUGAAACUCAUUGCCGUGAUAAGAACAAGAUGACCUUCUUUUGUCUUGUGUUUUUUUGAUCUUCUGUAUUCAUCCUAAUGCAACGGCACAUCCGAGCCUCAGUUUUGAGAAACCUCCCAAGGUGGGACAUGAACUCUGCUCUUUAAAACACAAUACUAAAACACUGUUAAGAAUGUAAAAAGUGAAUAGCAAGAAGCAGCUGUGUGUAUUCCUGUAUUACACGAUUUUAGUCAGCUUUGAGCCAUGCUGGAUAGCUGCUUAUACAACCUUCAUUUCUUAUUUUUGGCCUUCUGACAAUGAUAUUGAAGGGAGUGCUUUGAAUAACUACGCUUUCUUCUAAUUCUGUGGAAUAUGGUUGGAUUUAGUUGAAAUAUAUAUCAUUCAACAAUACAUUUGGGAGGAUCCCUGAAAUGUUCAUAAAGUAUCACAAUUUUGUCUUGAUAAACAGCUCAGAAGCUUUUUCAUUUUCAAAAUAGUAUUAAACUGCAGGGCAGCCACUUUCCCCAUCUGCCUAGCCAUUAUCAAACUCACAUAAUCUAGCUGAGGGUUAAAUAUCCCGGCCACUUCAGAAACCAAGUAUGGACAAGACAUCGCAGGGUAUAAUCAGUCACAAUCACCAAAUUAAACUAAUUCUAACACAUAUAUUGUUUAGAGGAAAUCCUUACAGACAUACAGGAAACAUUCAAACUACACACAGAGUGUGAUCUUUCUAGGAUCUGAACCUAGGAUGUAGCACUGACCACUGUGCCACCCAAAACUGUUCAUAUGUUCUUUAUUUCUGGCAGGGUGACACUUUAUGUACUGCAAGAACAUACCAACUACUCAUACACACCAAUCGGUUACAACAUUAAAACCCCCUGGUCCCUGUCAUACUACUGAAACAGCUGUGACCUGUUGAAGCACGGACUCUAUAAGAGCUCUGAAGGUGUCCUGUCAUAUCUGGCACCAUGGUGGUAACAGCAUGUCCUUUCAGUCCUGUAAGUUGCAAGGUGAGGCCUCCAUCAAUCAAAUUUAUUUUUCCAACAUGUCAAUAGAAACUUGAUCAGAUUAGCAUCUGGGGAAUUUGGAGGCCAAACAAACACCUUGAACUCAUUGUCAUGUUCCUCAAACCAUUCAUGAGCAAUGUUUGCAGUGUGCAUUAACCUGCUGAAAGAGGUUAUCUCCAGCAGGAAAUACAGUUACCAUAAGGUAUGUACAUGAUCUGCAACAAUCUUUAGGAAGGUGUUACAUGUCAAAGUAACAGGCACAUGAAUGCCAGGACCCAAGGUUUCCCAGUAGAACAUUGCCCCAAAGCAUUACACUGCCUCACUUCUUCCCAUAGUCCAUCCUGCUGUUAUCUCUUCCCCAGGUAAACAAAACACACGCCUCGCUGUCCAGAUGAUCUAAAAGUAAAGGUGAUUCAUCAAACCAGGCCACUCUUCUUCCAUUGCUCCGUGGUCCACUUCUGAUAUUCACAAGCCCAUUAUAGGUGCUUUCAGUGGUGGACAGGGGUCAGUAUGGGCUCUCUGACUCGUCUGCGGCUAGACAGCCCCAUAUGUAGAAAACUGUGAUGCACUGUGUGUCCUGGUACAGGGCCAUCUUCACAGCAUUAUAGGCCCCCGGGCAAAGCAGUGCACAGGGGCCCCUACCUACACAACCACUCACAGGAAUAAAAAUGUAAAUGGUCGAUAAAAUGAAACAUAUAUUUAUUGUAUUGAUACUUCCAACAAAAUCAGUGUUUAAAUAUUAAAAAACAUGGUAUACAGCAAAGAUUAAUCAACACAAACAUUUGAACAAUAUAACAUGAGCCGUGAAAAACACAAAAAUUUCAACAUAUAAAUGAUACUCACUUGGUAAACCAUACAGCAUGAAAUUAUUAUGAAUUAGUUAUUAUUAAUCAAGUACUCAACACAAACACAAUUUCUUUGCAGAGAAUUGAGUUGAAGUGACGUUAAUAUAUAUGCUUUUACAUUAUGUAGUGUGUGAGAUCUGUACGCAAACCUACACGUGAGGUUGCAGAGGUGACUGUGAUACUAAAUCAGAGGCGAAUGCCAAUGUCCACUUGUAACACAAUAACAAAUAUUUAUAGUUUAGUAUAGUAUAGUAUUUAUUUAUUGACAGCAAGUCACAACAUACAUAUGGGGCCCCUAUGUUCAUGGGGUCCCCAGGCAACUGCCCACCAUGCCCAUGCGUUAAGACAGCCCUGUCCUAACACCUUUCUCUCAUGACCAGCAUUACGUUUUUCACCAAUUUGUUCUACAGUAGCUGUUCAGUGGGAUUAGACAAAGAGGGUUAGUCAUCACUCCUCACACACAUCAAUGAGUCUUGGGCGCCCUUGACCCUGUUACCAGUUCACAGUUUGUCCUUCUUUGGACCACUUUUGGUAGGAACUAACCACUGCAUACUGGGAACACACCACAAGACCUGCCGUUUUGGAGUUGCUCUGGCCCAGUCGUCUAACCUUCACAUUCUGAGCCUUACCAAAGUCACUAAGAUGCUUACGCUUGCCCAUUUUCCAUUUACCUUCAAGAAUUGAUUGCUCACUUGCUGCCAAAUAUAUCUCACCCCUUGACAGAUGCCAUUGUAAUGAGAUAAUUGAUGUUAUUCACUUUACGUGUCAGUGGUUUUAAUAUUCUGGCUGAUUGGUGUAUUAAGUGUAUAAAGUAUUGUAACAUAAUGAGACUUUAAGAUAGGAAUCUUUCACUUUUAAGGACACAUAGAAAGCAUCAAGUGGUUAUUCAUCUCUGUAAUACAGCCUACUAAAAUAUUAUCUCAUUGAAAUGAGAAAAAGCUAUUCGACAAAGCUAUUCAAUUCCAGCACUGAGGGUGAAGCAGGACCUCACUCCAAAUGGAACACAUGACACAUGCAAGUGCAACCACACACUCACACACUCCAGUCUUGAACAUGGAAUUGAAAUAACUGACGGAUUGGAACUGUGGGGCUCCACAUGCUGUAGGAGUGUGUGGAAACGUGAAAGAUCAGCAGCGAGACUUUUCAUCACUGGAGGGUUGUAAGUGAAACUAGAAAUGCCCAGAGUUGACUAUUUACAUCAAAGAUGUGGAUGUCUAGUUGAUGUGUUAAUAACAGGACAUUAAUGUCCACCACCACUCAUUAACGCCAUUUAUAUGACAGUAUCUCAGGUGUCCAAACCGCAUGGUUCUUCACUCCUUACCAGCUUGAUGCCUUUUCAGGAAGGACGAUUAAAACAAUUCAUAUGGCUCCAUAAAGCAUAUUCUGUAUGUAGAGUAUAAAAGGAGCAUUUGGAAUGACAGUAUGGUUCCUAAAGAGCUGUGUCCUUUGUUGUACCCCAGAGAAAAGCAUCUGCACAUGCUGCCCUUUUCCAGUGUAAUUCCAAACUUCAAAAGUCUAGAAAUCUAACUCCAGUGAAUAAAAAAAAACAAAUAAGAUGGUAAAACUAUGGAUGGCAUUUAUUUUUUUAAGUGGACUUGGCACAGAACUGUGGGAAGCUAUACUUUCAAAUAACAUUGGUCAAGCACUGUGGCCUGCUCUUGGCACGUAUUCCUGCAUCAAAUAAAACGUCUCCACAUUAUUACUAGAUGGACUGUUCCAGGUUACCAAAGGUCCAGUCUAGCAAAUGUAAUAUUUUUGUAUAUGGACCUGGACACAAGAGACCUCCUUUAAAGGUUAUUGUGAUUAAGACUGUAAUCUCAUAUGAUUAAGACGUUCCCACCAUUCCAAAGCCAGGUUGUCAGAUGUUGCAUAUGUGUGUUAUUUAAGUAACCCAGACCAUCUAAACGAGACAUGGAGUCUGUUCUUUUACAGGCUUGUUCAGUUCUUGAUGUAUGUUCCCAUCCACUUUUGAAAUCUUUUGAUUUAACCGCAGGGUCACUGGGAGGAGAAGCUUAUUUCAGCUGCAUCACAUGUAAGGCAGGAGACAACUUUAAUUGGGACGCCAUUCGAUUCCAGGGCAUGCGGUGACUCACACCUACACACUGACACAUACAGGGACAUUUAAGACAACUGACAUGCACACCACCUGGGGGCUGAAGGAGGAUACUAGGACACUACUAAGUACCAUUAGAAAACCCACCCAGAUAUGCGGAAAAUGGAGGCAGGAACCUUGAUCUAGGUAUCCAUGUGGAGGGCUAUGCUCUUUUACAAUUAAGUGAAGAUCAUUUCAGCAGGACAGGGGAGCUUUUGAGUCUUCAUUAUUGGGAUUAAAGCAUAUCUAGAAAUAGUGAACUACACUUUAUUUAUAAUUAAGGGCAUGCAGUGAACAUGUAGACAUAGUGGAAGGUACCGAAAGGAAGUACAGUGUGGUAAAACAAUAAAA
This is a messenger RNA of Erpetoichthys calabaricus (reedfish), 6377 nucleotides long. RefSeq names its product zinc finger and BTB domain containing 32 (gene zbtb32). Gene Ontology annotation, cellular component: nucleus. The transcript has 7 exons. Gene Ontology annotation, biological process: regulation of transcription by RNA polymerase II. Gene Ontology annotation, molecular function: protein binding; DNA-binding transcription factor activity, RNA polymerase II-specific; RNA polymerase II cis-regulatory region sequence-specific DNA binding. The record is from RefSeq and is a predicted model, not a curated record. Bases 192 to 2033 code for a protein of 613 amino acids. NCBI's taxonomy places the organism in Eukaryota, Metazoa, Chordata, Cladistia, Polypteriformes, Polypteridae.